Molecule: messenger RNA, 433 nt
Organism: Gamsiella multidivaricata
Lineage: Eukaryota; Fungi; Mortierellomycota; Mortierellomycetes; Mortierellales; Mortierellaceae
Product: ribosomal protein L35A
Exons: 4
Coding region: 26-340 (104 amino acids)
Biological process (GO): cytoplasmic translation; ribosomal large subunit biogenesis
Cellular component (GO): cytosolic large ribosomal subunit; ribosome
Molecular function (GO): structural constituent of ribosome
Source: RefSeq, a predicted model, not a curated record
CUUCAGCUUCAAUUAACCCAGCACAAUGUCUCGUCUUUACGCCAAAGGUCGUGUUCUUGGAUUCAAGCGUGCUAAGCGUAACCAGCGCCCUGACAUCUCGCUCAUCCAGAUCGAGGGUGUGAAGACUGCUGCCGACACCGACUUCUACCUCGGCAAGCGUGUUGCUUUUGUCUACCGCGCCAAGCGUGAGGUCAACGGAUCGAAGAUCCGCUGCAUCUGGGGCCGUAUCACCCGUGCCCACGGUGGCUCCGGUGCCGUCAAGGCCCGCUUCCGCAACAACUUGCCCGCCAAGUCCUUCGGUGCCUCUGUCCGCGUCAUGAUGUACCCCUCCCGCGUUUAAAUGUCUCGUCGAAUAAACCCAAUAACGGGAUUAUCAAUGGACUCUUUGACACAUUAAAGGACAAUACAAAAAAAAAACUAAGCAAUCCAUGGA